This is a messenger RNA of Penaeus chinensis, 1767 nucleotides long. RefSeq lists its product as uncharacterized. NCBI's taxonomy places the organism in Eukaryota, Metazoa, Arthropoda, Malacostraca, Decapoda, Penaeidae. The transcript has 2 exons. The record is from RefSeq and is a predicted model, not a curated record. The coding region runs from base 1 to 1767 and encodes 588 amino acids.
AUGCGCCUGGUUGGCACGGUCGAAGACAACAGUUGUGUCAGGGCAAAGGCCAACAACCUCACCCUGCCACAGAAGUCGGUACUGAGUAAAGGAAGGUCGUUUGUCCUGGGCCCUCCUUCUCUCAAACCAAUUGAGAAUAAUAUCACAACCUCUCUGGAGGAUUUGGAAACAGAAAUAAAUCACAGAUUUACCCAGUCUCUGCUUCCAGGAUCCCUCCCUCCUGGUACAAAUAAACAAAAGAUGAAGGUUCCCACACAGCUCCCUUUCCAAAAAGGGAAGAGGUUCCCUCCUAAGAGACUCCCAGGACUGGCAGAGAAGAUAAAUGAAGCCAAGAAGGAAAUACUGACAGCAGAUGAGGAGGAAGCCCUGAAGAAAGUAGAUAAUGAAUCCAAGAGGCUUGUAAAUAGAUUCUACAACUUGGAUUCCCCCAGAAAGAAGUGCACCAGCUUUAAAGCAGCUCAGAGAGAUGCUUUGUUGGCACAUAAGCCCAGCAUCCCACACUGGUACAUUCUUCCGAAAACACACAAGAAAAUAGACGAAGAAUUAGGUACCUGGCCAGGGAGACCAGUACUGAGCGGCUGCUGUGCCCCCACCAGACCUGUGGAUAGGCUGCUUACCACAUAUCUAGCACCAUUGUUAGAUCUCCUUCCAGAGAGAUUACAAGAUACUUCAGAUUUCCUUAGAAAGAUAAGAGAUUUUCCACAGAUCCCGAAAGGAGCUUUGAUUUUUUCCUUUGAUGUCGUAUCUCUGUAUCCAUCCAUACCCCAAGAAGAAGCGGCAUGGGUAGUCUCACAUUUCUAUGAGAAGAAUUACGGAUACGUGCAAGGAAGAUUAAUGCAUGACUUCAACAUACAAGCUCCACCCCCUUAUUUAAUAAAGGAAGGGAUUGACCAUGUUUUGAAUGGAACCCUACUAAGAUAUGACCAUGGGUAUUACAGGCAAAAUAAAGGCACAGCAAUAGGUGCGUCGGUAUCAGUAGCUAUCGCUGAGAUCUUCGUACAUGCGAGCAUUGAAAAAGAAAGGAAAAGAAUGCAGAAACAACCCCUAGUGUUCUUGAGAUACAUAGAUGACAUUUUUGGGAUUUUCGAUGGAAGAGAAGAUGAGCUGAAAGAGUACCAUGAGGGCUUGAAUAAAAUACACCCUGACCUCCAAUUCACGCUAGAGUAUGAUAGCCAGAAGCUCCCAUUCCUGGACACUUUAGUGUAUCUAAAUGAAGAUGGAAACUUACAAACCACGGUGUUCUACAAGCCCUCCAACACUCAUCAGUAUUUACAUUUCCACUCGAGCCACCACCCAAACCUCAAGAGAUCCCUCCCCUUUUCACAAGGUAUAAGGAUCAAGAGAAUUGUGAGCGACCCAAAGAACCUAGAAGAAUCGCUAGAAGAUAUGUUCAAGUUCUUCAGGCUCAGAGGUUACACUCACAAGAUAAUAACACAGGCAAAGAAAAGAUUGAGUGAACUAACCCGAGAAGACCUGUUGUUGGAGAGAAACAGAAAAGGAACAGGCAGAAUCAUUUUCCCCAUGUUGUACUCCCCGAGCAUAGCGCCAAUCCUGAGGAAUUACAUCAAUAAUAUUUGGUCCUGGCUCCAAAGUAACGCCGAAGAUAAACCGUGGGAACAAUGGUUCAGGGAUCCGCCCCCGAUGAUCGCGUGGAAAAAAGAUCAAGCCAUAGGUGAGAAACUUAUUAGAGCGGAAUUUCCAUCCCCACUCACGCUCAAAAGAAUAAGAGAAUUGUCAGGAUGCAGGGAAAGGAAACAACCAAAAUAA